Messenger RNA from Hypoxylon fragiforme, 1263 nucleotides. Its product is annotated as SGF29 tudor-like domain-containing protein. NCBI's taxonomy places the organism in Eukaryota, Fungi, Ascomycota, Sordariomycetes, Xylariales, Hypoxylaceae. Bases 1 to 1263 code for a protein of 420 amino acids. The transcript has 2 exons. The record is from RefSeq and is a predicted model, not a curated record. Gene Ontology annotation, cellular component: SAGA complex.
AUGGAUGCUGACAAGGCCGCUGAUAAGGCCGCUGACAAGGCCACUAAGAGACAUCUGAACAGGCUUUCGAGCGAUCUUGGUCCCGCUUGGCAUACACCAGGCAGGUCAAGGUCUCGCCGACAACAGGAGCCUCUAUCGUCGCCCGCUGCUGAUCAGCCGCUUCCAUCUGGGUCUACAGAUACCAGGGCCAAGUCCAAGUCUAAGUCCACAACACCGCUUCCCGCGUCUAAGCCGAACAAGGACUCGGAGCAGCCCGAGAACCCACCCGAAAUGUCUUCGCGAGGGAACCAGCGCCGAGGCCCAAACCGCAACAGCGAGGUGGGCGAGCACGGUGAGGAACUAUCCGUGUGGAAAGAACUCAAGGACAAGAUUCCUAGUGCCACGGAGGCUUUCAAUGACAGCAGCGCCAAUGUCAUCGAGAUUCGCGACCAAGAAAAGCGCAUGGCCGAGAUGAAGGAAAAAGGCAAUGUUCCAGCUGAAGAAUUCAAGAAAUUAGACAGCCUCUUUCGCAAGGGUGUCAAGGCCAACGAGAAUGCUGGCCAAUUAUUAACAGAGACUAUGGAGAAACUGAAGGUACUGCGCGCUGUACAGAAGGCCAAGGAGGAGCAGCAAGAGGCCAACACCUCUCGAGCAGCCGUUCAAAGAGCCAAAGAAUCAGCAGCUACGAAUUCCGUGUACGAUUUUGAUGGAGCUGGCGAUUCUCCUGUACCUUCUCCCAAUCCUGCCGUACCUCGUCGCAUGGGUGGUGGUGGCAAGGGCGAUCGUGACUCGGUGCCACCCAGGCUGGAUCGCUCUACGCCCGCAGCCAAGGCUGGUAGUGCCGAGCCUCAGGCCGGACCGGCCUCUAUCUCCAACCGUACUAAGCAAACGUUUGCCAAGGACGACGAGGUCGCUUUCAAGCCGAAGCCGGUGAACAACGAGCAAACGGAUUGGAUACUUGGCAUCGUUCAAGAUGUGCGUGGUGAAGGUAAGUCAAGGCGGUACAGGGUUCUCGAUGCCGACGUGGACGAGAACGGCCACCAGAAGGACUUCCGGACUAGUGCUAGCAGCAUGAUCCCGAUCCCAAAGGAGGGAACCGUGCUACCACCUUUAGAAACAGGCAAGACGGUAUUGGCACUCUACCCUAACACGACAACUUUCUACAAGGCCGAAGUCAUGGGGAUGGACAGCGAAGGGAAGGUGAAUCUAAAGUUCGAGGGCGAGGAAAGCAGCAAUACCAUGCAAGCUGUCACGCGACGUCACGUCGUGGAAUAUCGUGGUUGA